AUGAUGAUAAUAAGUGAAACAGUUGAGGAACAUACAGUGGACAUAAUGGAGCAGCUGAUUUCACUGGUGGAGCAGCAUCCUCCAUUGUACAAUUUCCAAUUACCAUUGGCAGAACGUUCAAAAACAAUAAAAGACAUGCUUUGGAAAGAUAUAUAUGAAGCUAUGGGAGGCUGCAUUACACUACAAGAACUUCCAAAGAAAUGGAAAGCAUUGAGAGAUCGAUACCUGAGACUGAAGGGAAAGAAGCAGCCAUCAGGCUCUGGUGCAACAGCAGAUCAUUAUUGGAAAUAUUAUAAACAGAUGGAUUUUGUUGACCUGGCAGCUGAAACUCAGGAAACAACAUCUAGUAUCCCACCAGAUCCUACAACCCCUACCAGCAUACCCCAAUCAAGUCUAUCAUAA
Messenger RNA from Phaedon cochleariae (mustard beetle), 402 nucleotides. Lineage: Eukaryota; Metazoa; Arthropoda; Insecta; Coleoptera; Chrysomelidae. The record is from the annotation of a GenBank genome assembly.